AUGAUACAAAGCAGAAAUAGUACAGACUUGGGAAUACCGCAUUACAACAUCUCACUCUUUCAUUUCUUAUACAUUGGUGAUCCUUCGAGUUUACUAGCACAUAGAUCAUCCGGAGUCUCCAUCAAGACAUUUUUGUCCUCCUUGAUAUUUUCUAUUGUGUUGACGAUAGUCCAAAUUUUUUUGUUUUCAUAUCUUAGACCAAAAGCUCCUCAAAUAUAUCAGCCAAGAAGUUUCUAUGUUGAAGAUAAGCACAAGGUAGAAAGAUUAUCAGAGAAAUUCUUCGGAUGGGUCAUUCCGUCAAUCAGCUAUGAUAUUUCAGAAUACAUUGAGUUAUCAGGCUUAGAUGCUUACUUCUGCUUGAGAUUUUUGAGAUUUUUGGUAAUCAUUUCAUUGAUUUUGGCAGUUAUUAACGUCCCAGUACUUCUUCCCAUCAAUUAUACUGGAAGUACAGGGGAUAGUAGGGUACAUGGGCUCGACAGAUUAACAUGGUCAAAUAUCGCACCAAAUAAGGCAACACACUUCAAUUUCCAUUUCAUUUUAGCAAUAAUAACCAUUAUCAUAACACAUUAUUUAAUAUUUUAUGAGCUUCGAAUGUUCAUAAAAGUGAGGCAUAAUUUUAUCUUGAAAAACAGAGACGCCGAGUCAGUAAUGAUGAUUGAUAAUAUUCCUGAAUAUUAUAAACAAAUAUACUUGGAAAAUAAUUUAAGAAGCAAUCCUCUUCUUUCAUCUCUCAACUGUCUUCCAGGUAAAAUCAAGAAUAUUUGGUUCAUUUAUCGAUUCACCGAAUUGGAAGUGUUACAUGAGCGAAGCAAAAGCCUUCUUCGAUCAUUAGAGAAAUUGGAGACAGAAAUUUUGACGAAUAACUGGAAAUUUUAUAGAAACCAAGAUAUUCUCACUAACCUAGUAAUUGCAAAUAGUUCCAACAUAUCGACUCCAAUAGUUAUCGAACUUGAAUCUAUGAAUCGAGAUGACCUAGUAAUUCAACAAGCGUUACAAGAUAAUCAAAAACAAAUCAGUGCGAGAAAAAAAAGAUUUCAAAGAUCAUAUUUGCUUUUCAAAUGGGGAGAAAUCGAAAUAAAUAUUCCUUUUUUUGGUGAGGAAAUUGAUAUGGUUGAUCUUCUAAUUCAAAAAUACCUUGAAAAUAAGGAAGCAUUUUUAGAAAUGAGAAACAUAUUGUUAAAUGAUAGGAUCCCAUGCUAUCAUAAGAUGUUUGUUCAAUUCAACAACAAAGUGAGUGCCUACAUAGCAAAACAAAUACUCCUUAGUUCAGACCCUAACAAAAGCAAUUUUAAAGUGAUUGAAAUAAACCCCAAAGAUAUUAUUUGGAAUAAUGUUCAGCUCAACAAUUUCUGGUUGAAAAAAUUCAGAUAUUUCACUUCGAAUGCAUUGAAGCUCUUCUUGGUUAUUUUUUGGACAAUACCAACCAUGAUGAUAGGGUCAUUUUCACAAAUGGAAUACUUCACUUUUGCUUUCCCGUUAUUUUCUUGGAUUGACACGUCUUCAAAUACUGUAAAAAAUUUUAUUUCAGGCGUUUUUCCGGCUUUGAGUUUAAUCAUCAUCACAGAGCUCAUUCCAAUCAUUUUCAGAUGGCUAUCGAUCUUGAAAGGAAAACUUACAGGCGCGGAAGUUGAGAUAGAUAUACAAAAUUGGUGUUUCACAUUCUUUUUUAUUCACGUAUUCUUGAUUGUUACUGUUUCUUCGAGUGUUACGGCAAUAUUUGAAAACUUCAUUAACAACCCAGUGUCUCUUCCAACAUUGUUGGCUACAAAUAUCCCAAAGGCUUCAAAUUUUUUCCUUUCAUUCAUAUUAUUGAGAGGAUUGGCAUAUGCAGGAAGCAACAUGUUGCAACCAUAUCUAUUACUCAAAAAUUUCAUUUUCAAUCCAUUGUUACGACCAAUGACUCCCCGGGAAAAAUUCAAACAAAUUUCAAACUUAGAAUCCCUACAAUGGGGAUCGAUAUAUCCAAUAUAUUCAAUUUUAGGAUCCUUAUCAAUAAUUUUCUCUGUCAUUGCACCAUUGAUAUUGAUAUGCAGUGCAGCUUCUUUCAUUUUGAUUUUCAUUUCAUUCAAAUAUUCUUUGAAGUUUUGUCACAGUCCAACUAACUACUCUGAAACUUACGGCAAGUUCUAUCCAGUGGCAUUGAAUCAAUUAUACUAUGGGAUCUAUUGUCUUGAAAUCUGUUUAGUUGGACUAUUCCUAUUUGUCAGGAAUGAAAACGAUGAUUCAAUCUGUUUUAAACACAGUGCAUUCAUGGUUCUAAUAUUUUCUAUUAGCACGUGCACUCACAUAUAUAUCAACAAUUCCUAUAAUUCUGCAUCGCAUUAUUUGCCUCUUGAAUAUCUUAAUGAAGAGAAUAUUAUAGGCAAAUGUGGAAAGCAAACGGAGAUCAAAAUCAGCUCAAUCAGCUGCGUUGAUCAAAAUCUAACAUUUUCACAUCCGUCAUUUGACUAUGAUGUAACUAAAGAUUUCAUUUGGCUUCCUCGAGACAAAUAUGGAAAUAGCUCAAAAGAAAUUGAGUAUUUGAGAAGUAAGGGGAUCCAAGCCACCAAUAAAAAUUGCAUUUUAAAUGACAAAGGGGAAAUAAUGAUUAAUGGCUUCCCAAAAUUGGCGGAGUGA
Molecule: messenger RNA, 2616 nt
Organism: Saccharomycopsis crataegensis
Lineage: Eukaryota; Fungi; Ascomycota; Saccharomycetes; Ascoideales; Saccharomycopsidaceae
Gene: SPO75
Product: Spo75p
Exons: 1
Coding region: 1-2616 (871 amino acids)
Cellular component (GO): plasma membrane
Molecular function (GO): calcium-activated cation channel activity
Source: RefSeq, a predicted model, not a curated record